Oreochromis aureus is the source of this 2062-nucleotide messenger RNA. RefSeq lists its product as uncharacterized. The coding region runs from base 70 to 1725 and encodes 551 amino acids. The transcript is spliced from 7 exons. The record is from RefSeq and is a predicted model, not a curated record. NCBI's taxonomy places the organism in Eukaryota, Metazoa, Chordata, Actinopteri, Cichliformes, Cichlidae.
CUUGCUGGCCAGCUGACAGACAGUGUGAUGUAGCCUCAGUUCUUUGAGAGACAAGACAAAACAGCAGAUAUGGACAGUGGCAGCCUACGUCAUGAAAUUAACCUGGCAUUACCUGACCUGCAUGAAGAGACAAAGAGGGCAGUUAUUGAGCACCUGACAGACAUUAUUGGUGUCAGAAACAGAGAAGAUCUCCUGUUUGUUGAGCCUGAUGAUAUCAAGCCUUUCUUGACACCAAUUCAAAGUCGAAGACUUGUUCAAGUAUUCAGAAAAGUGGAGUCUGGCUCUUCAAACAACCCAAAGGAACCUGAAACCACCUGCUCAACAACUGUGCAAGUGCCACUACAGGCUAAUUCACUCUGUUCUGCACAAGCAUCAGGUCAACUCCCUUCCACACAACCAAAUGUAAGCAACACCUCCUGGAUCAGCAAUUUUUCAGUUCCCUGGGAGAAGAUGCCAACAAGACUUUCACAGGCCUUGGCAUCUGGUGGAAUGGCUCACCCAGAAGACAGGAGAAUAAUGAUUAGGACUGUUGUAGAAGAAAUGCGAGUACACUGCCCCAACCCUAACAGAGCUGCUUGUGGGGAGGUAGCUAGAGCUAUUGUAUCUAAGUAUCCCGCUACCUUUGCAGAUAAGACUGCAGAAGGUGAGCAAUUAGGCUGUGGUUAUUAUUCCCUACUCAAACAGCUUAAAACAAGAGUUGAACAUGUAAAUAGAGACAAUGUCAGCAGCAGAAUCCGGCAGCCAAGGAAAAGGUCUACCAGGGAAAACAAUGAGGGUGAUGUUGCCAUCAAAAGGGCGAGAUCUGAACUUGAUAGCUAUGGUUGCAUCAACUGGCAACCCACAACCCUACCAGAAGGAGAAACGACUGAAACUUUGGAGACAAAAAGACAGACUAUGUCAACUGUCUUCAGAUCAGCAGGUCCUCAAGCAAUUGAAACAACAGAUGUAAAUACUUAUAUGUCUUUGACUUAUAUUUACCAGAGGCACAUGCUUAAUUCUUGGCCUGCCCCCACCUUAUGUGAGGUUCAAGAGCACUGGCCAUUUCUUUUUACUAAAAGAGGCCUCUGCACUCACUUCCACACACUCACAGAUAUUGAGGUAGAUACACGUCUCAGUGAAGCCCUUCUUACGAAAGGAAGGAGAAUUUUGAACUUCUUUCAAAGCCAGAGACUUCAGUGGAACAAGGAGAUUGAACAUCUGCUACGUGAGUGCGACAGUGCAAAGCUGAACCACAACCAGAUCGCCACAGCAGCCAUCCUUCUUCUGAUGAAGUACUUCCAAGAAAAAGAGGACUCAAUCUUCAUCUUGGCUGAUGCUUUUUCCACCAAGAUGUCUGUUGAGAGAGAGAUGACCUUACCCAUCACACCAAGGGUAAUAGUGCUUGGGAAUAAUUUCAUGUCUGCAAGCCGCUGGAUGAUCAGUUUGGAGGGCAAGGUAUUUUAUGAGCCUGAGCAGAUGCAUGACUUUGCCAGCACCCUUGCUGUCUUCUUUGCGUCAUACUACGUUUUCAACCUUGAGUAUCAGGAGUCAGCGUCCAUCACACUGGAGAUGAUACAGAGGUUCUUUGUGAGGAUCAAUCCAGACAUGGGAACAAAAUGCCCUGCAAAACUUGGUACAAGCCGCAAGACAGGUCGUGUCGUAAAGAGGAAGGUUACAAGCGUCAGCCCUCGGAUCACCACCUUCCUCCAGCGGCUCUCUGAGUUUGAAUGGAGGACUUCCAACUAGGUGGUGAUGAAGACUACGCUGAACCUGACCAUCCUGGUAACGGAAAUCUAAAUCCCAUUUCACAUUCUAUUUCCUGGGACCCACUGAUAAUUACUACAUUUUGUAAAUGAUUUUUGUUUUAUAAUUGUAAUAGUUUAUUUAAUGUUCAUGCUGGUGGGUUUGUCCUGUUUUUAGUGGAAUGAAAAACUGUUUUCCUUAAAAAAAAUCAGACACAGAAAGGUGAAGGACUGUGUAGUUUUCAUGUACGCUUCUAUUUAUUUUGGUUAUUGACAUUGUUUUUAUUCAGUUGUAAAAUGUUUUUCUUGUUAAAAUUUUUUUUAUCAACAAUAAAUGUUGG